Messenger RNA from Penicillium pulvis, 954 nucleotides. RefSeq names its product COP9 signalosome complex subunit 7. NCBI's taxonomy places the organism in Eukaryota, Fungi, Ascomycota, Eurotiomycetes, Eurotiales, Aspergillaceae. Bases 1 to 954 code for a protein of 317 amino acids. Gene Ontology annotation, cellular component: COP9 signalosome. The record is from RefSeq and is a predicted model, not a curated record. The transcript is spliced from 2 exons.
AUGGAUAACGCGCACACUCGAGCCGUCGAGGCUCUACAACAAUUCAUUCACCUCGCAAAUGCCAACAGCGCCACAUCCCCACGCUUCGUCGCCAGCCUAAUCACAAAUGCCACCUCCAGCCCACACACUUACGUCUUCGGCGAGCUGCUCGAGACGCCAACCAUUCAGUCCCUAAGCUCCCCCGACACACCAGCAGAAUACCAGAGCUAUCUAAAGCUUCUACAGAUCUUCGCUUGGGGCACAUGGCAAGAUUACGAAGCAACACCCAACCUCCCAAAGCUAAGCUUCGAACAAGCCCAAAAACUCCGUCUCCUCUCACUCCUUUCCCUCGCAAAAACAAUCAAACCUCUCACCUACGAAUCUCUCAUGUCCGCUCUCUCCCUCUCUACACCUGGUGACCUCGAAGCCCUCGUCACAACUGCUAUUUACAGUUCCCUACUUACAGCGCGCUUAUCGCCAGCCGCUACACCGCCAACUAUCAAUGUGACAUCCGUCGCGCCGUUGCGGGACGUACAGCCGCAGUCCCUUCCGGGAAUGACCAGUGUCCUUGAGGAGUGGCAGCUGCGGUGCGGGGAGGUAAUCGGUGAUCUGGAAGCGGAGAUCCAAGCUGUGAAGUUGAAUGCGACUAAACGGGCUGCGAGGGAGGCGGCGCAUCAGCGUUUGUUUGAUGAGGCAUUGGAGAAGCGCAAGGCGGCUGGACCUGGGAGUGGAGGAGCUGGGGUAGGGAAUGCGGGGGGAAGUGGGAAGGGAGAGGGGGGUAAACGGCGUGGGCGGAGGGGGUUUUGGGGAAUGGGAAAUAAGCGGGAGGCGGAUGAUAUUGAUCAUGAUGAUGGAUUUUUUGAUGCGGGGGAGGGAAUGGAUAUUGAUGAGGGCGCUGGGGCAGCUGGGGCGGCGUCAGGACGGGGGAUUGGGAGCCGGACCAAGAGGAUACUUGCGGGUGGCCGGCAGGGUUAA